AUGCCAGAAAACAAUGUCACAUUGGCAUCGAACGUCCUCGGUACCAUCGGGACAGUUCUCUGGUGUAUCCAGCUAUUACCACAGAUCUGGUAUAACUGGCGGCGUAAAAACACAGAUGGAUUCCCCGCGGCGAUGAUGUUUCUCUGGGCGAGCUGCUCGGUUCCAAUGGGCGCAUAUCUGAUUCUGCAACAAGUCAAUGUCCCGUUGCAGGUUCAACCUCAGAUCUUCGGGUUUUUUUCUCUUGUUAGUUGGGGUCAGGUUCUUUAUUACAACCAUGACUAUAGCAAAACCAAGGCUGCCCUGGUAUCCCUGGGAACGGUUAUUUUAUUUGGGGGAUUGGAAGCUCUUCUCAUCUUGACUUUGAGGAUACCGUAUAAUAACGGUGUGAAGUGGCCCGACAUCGUGGUUGGGGUUAUAGCCACCAUUCUCCUUGUUGCAGGACUGCUGCCGCCGUAUUUUGAAUUAUGGAAGCGAGAUGGACGGGUGAUUGGCUUCACACUUGACGGACAGCUGCUGAUGUUAGUAGAUUGGGUCUUCCUCUCCAUCGACACCCUAGGCGGAGUAUUUUCUCUCUUUGCAUUAGCGGCACAAGGUUCAUUUGACAUAAUUGGGGGAGUUAUGUAUGUUUUGGUGGUCGUUCUCGAGGCAGGGAUAUAUAUUAGCCAUAUUUCCUGGCGAAUCCGCUAUCGCAAGUUGCGCAAGGAAGCAAAAGAUUCAGGAAAAAGUAUUGAUGAUUUGCUUUUGCUAAGGAAGAGCGAUAUGCAAGAAACAGAGGAUAUGGAAAAGGGCAUUCUUCCUGCUGCUCCUGGGGUUGUUAGUCCAAGGCAAACUGAACGAACAUCAACGCCUGAUAUGGAACGACAUAAUGCGAUUGAAAAGUGUUGA
Molecule: messenger RNA, 885 nt
Organism: Penicillium vulpinum
Lineage: Eukaryota; Fungi; Ascomycota; Eurotiomycetes; Eurotiales; Aspergillaceae
Product: PQ-loop repeat-containing protein
Exons: 7
Coding region: 1-885 (294 amino acids)
Source: RefSeq, a predicted model, not a curated record